Molecule: messenger RNA, 1359 nt
Organism: Xiphias gladius (swordfish)
Lineage: Eukaryota; Metazoa; Chordata; Actinopteri; Istiophoriformes; Xiphiidae
Gene: ptrh2
Product: peptidyl-tRNA hydrolase 2
Exons: 3
Coding region: 212-730 (172 amino acids)
Biological process (GO): negative regulation of anoikis; positive regulation of anoikis
Cellular component (GO): mitochondrion; cytosol
Molecular function (GO): peptidyl-tRNA hydrolase activity
Source: RefSeq, a predicted model, not a curated record
AGGGGACUAUUUUCUCCAGACAGCUGUACCACAGAACGCGCUGACCAGUGGCACAAAACCCAAGUUAGCUGUGGCAUGCCUUCUGCCAUUUGGAAGAGGAAGAGAAAAAGCUUUUCGCGAUGUUGUGACGCCAUCACCAAGGGGCCAUACGUGAACGAGACGAAGCUUCGUUCACGCCGGCAGCGCGUCCAACAGACACGCAGGUUUAAACAUGGAUGUGUUGUAUGGUCCGUUGGGCUUGGGUGUAUUAACAGGACUGGGCUGUGGGCUCUUCCUCGGCUGGCACAUUCGGGGACGCUUUUUUGGCCCAGCAUCCAAAAGCCUGAGGGAGGCGAUGGGCAAUGGCACCAGUGAGGCAAGUGUGAUGGGAGAAGGAGGCGAGUUCAAGAUGAUUCUUGUGGUCCGUAAUGACCUGAAGAUGGGCAAAGGAAAGGUCGCUGCCCAAUGCGCCCAUGCUGCUGUGACAGGUUACAAGCAGGCCCAGCGCAGGAACCCCGAGCUUCUCAAACAGUGGGAGUACCACGGCCAGCCCAAGGUGGUGUUGAAGGCCCCUGACGAGGACACCCUGCUGGAUCUGCUGGGUCAAGCCAAAGAAAUAGGGCUUCCUGUCAGCCUGAUCCAGGAUGCGGGAAGGACACAAAUUGCACCUGGGUCACGCACUGUGUUGGGUAUCGGUCCAGGCCCAGCUGAUCUGAUUGAUAGUGUCACUGGAGACUUGAAGCUCUACUAGAGUUCCAGUUUGCAUAUGUAGGACUUGCAUACAAUUUCUUUGUUGUUAAAACCAUUUGCAAUUUAAACAAAGUUGAGCUACCAUGAGUUUGUAUUUUUAUAAGAACAAUGGACUCAUAACAUGUCAACUACUUGACUUUAUUGUGCAGUUUUGUGCUCGUAAUGCCUGUCAUAUUAUCAGUGGGCUCUUGGAUAGCAGUAAUAAAAGCUUAAUGUUUAUUUCUUUGCUGAUAGUUCUGUGACAGUGGCACAGUAAAUUUUUCAUGCUGCAGUCCUCCACACCAACCAGUCUGGUAAGGCCUGGAGUUUAAGACAUGAUGCUCACAGGAAAUGUAUGAAAAACAUGAAUUCUGUCAAAAAGAAAUCGAGCAAGGCAGUAAUUUGAUGUUAUUGUUGAUCGUUUCAUUAGAAUUACAGCACUACAAAAUGAUCCACAAGUUAUGUCCUCAAAGACAAAAAUCAAUCAACAAAAUAAAUUCUGAAAUGAGGUAAAAAUACACGAAGUUACCACAAUGAAGUUUGAUGUAACAUGACUUUACAUUGCAGCAGUAGAGCAGCUUGGAUGUAAUAUCAAUAUUGUGAUGUGACUGAGUCAUUUGGAUUUUGUUAUAAAACAAUGAAGUAUCCUAA